Messenger RNA from Balaenoptera acutorostrata (minke whale), 2315 nucleotides. RefSeq names its product methenyltetrahydrofolate synthetase (gene MTHFS). Bases 72 to 596 code for a protein of 174 amino acids. Gene Ontology annotation, cellular component: mitochondrion. The transcript has 5 exons. The record is from RefSeq and is a predicted model, not a curated record. Gene Ontology annotation, biological process: folic acid-containing compound biosynthetic process; tetrahydrofolate interconversion. Gene Ontology annotation, molecular function: 5-formyltetrahydrofolate cyclo-ligase activity. Lineage: Eukaryota; Metazoa; Chordata; Mammalia; Artiodactyla; Balaenopteridae.
CCGAGCUCGGACACUCCCCGGGGCCGGCGGACGCAGCGGCCUGCGGACGGGACCCGGAUCACACCCGCGAGAUGGCGGCCGCAGCCGUGAGCAGCGCCAAGCGGAGCCUGCGGGCCGAGCUGAAGCGGCGUUUGCGGGCGCUGAGCGCCGAGGAGCGGCUGCGCCAGUCCCGCCUCUUAGCCCAGAAGGUGUUUACCCAUAGUCAAUAUCAAAAGUCCAAAAGAAUCUCCAUCUUUCUGAGUAUGCAAGAUGAAAUUGAGACAGAAGAGAUCAUCAAGGACAUUUUCCAACAAGGCAAAACCUGCUUUAUCCCACGGUACCAGUUCCAGAGCAAUCACAUGGAUAUGGUGAAAUUAGCAUCGCCUGAGGAAAUCUCUUCACUUCCCAAAACAUCCUGGAAUAUUCAUCAGCCCAGUGAGGUCGAGGUUCGGGAGGAGGCCUUGUCCACAGGUUCUCUGCUUUCCAGCACUACAAGUGAACCUGUAGAGAUGAGAGUCUGCCAGUGGGACCUUCCCUUUUAUUUUUCUACUUUGACCAUGAUAUUUCUAGUCAUCUUGGGACCAUGUAAGGUAGACUUGAAAAUCUCCCAGAGAUGAGAAACAUGGGAAAAUGGAUCACAGAGAAAUUAACCAGAUGUUCCAAGGUUGCAGAGCUGUGUGUGUUGGAGUGAAGAUAAGCAACCCAGGUCCAUUUGACUUCAGCUUUGGAGCCCUUUAAACCCUACAUUUCACUGCUUUUCUCUUUUUUUCUUUUUUUCUUAUUCCAUUGCUUCUUUCUUUUAGUUUCUUUUCCUGGUAUUGUUUUAUGUCUUUUAUUUUUCCCUUGAUGUGAUUUUCUGUUACAAAAGUGUUAAGUUCAUUCUCACUUAUUCUCCCAUCUCUCCCUGUCUCUUUCUGUUUCUCUCGGUUUCAAUUUCCUCUUUGUCUCAGCAACAUGCAGGACGUUAGUCUUAGUUUCUAGAUGUCUGAGUAUUUUUUCUUUUAAUAUCUAUUUGAAUUUUUAACUUAUUGCAUUGUGAUCUCAAAGUAUUAUCUAUAAACUUCUGCUCUUGUGUUUAUAGAUAUGAUUUAGUAUGCGAUCAUUUUUUGCUUAUAGAGCAGGUAUGUAUACUUCAAAAGAAAAAGUAAUCCAUAUUUGUGGAUUAUGAAACUUAGUAUAAGUCUGUUAUAUGUACUGCAUUUAUUGUGUCUUUCGUUUUUUUCUAUGUCUUUAUUUAAUCUCUUGUCAACUUGGAUCUGUAAUAGACUGAUAAUGGUAAAUAACUUUCUCCCUCCCGAAAAAAACAAAAAAGCACGUUUUUGUUUCAUUUCUCGUGUAUUUUUAUAGUAUUUUGCUGUAUGUGCUUGCAAGUCUUAUGUAAAACUUUUGCUUUUAAACACUGUGCUGUCCAGAAUUAAUCUGGCUGUUCCUUGGUUUGAAUUUGACAGGCAUAUUCUGGCCUAUGAAUUUAUUUUUAACUUUUAGAAUCUUUCUGCUGCAGAAAACAUAUCUUACGGACAACUUAAUGGUAACUUUUUAAAAAAUAUAAUCUUUAGUGAAUUCCCUGGUGGUCUAGUGGUUAGGACUCGGCACUCUCACUGCCGUGGCCUGGGUUCAAUCCCUGGUCGGGGAACUAAGAUCCCACAGGCCGAGAGGAACAGCCAAAAAGAGAAAAAAAGUACAAUCCUUAAAUAGCUUGAUAGGCCACUUACAUUCAUUUUUAUAACACCACACCGUGUUUAUCAUCUGUCAUCCCACUUUAUGUCUACUUGUCCUCUGUCUUCUCUUUUGAUUUUUGAUGUGUGUUUUGAUAAAUGAUUGUUUUAUACUUCAUUUUCUGUCUUAAAGAAUUUUAAAAAGUAACCCUCUAAUUUUUAAAAAAAUCAUUUGCGAUCAAUGAGACAUUCCACGAACAUUCUUACAGCUACAAUCACCAUUUCUAAACUUUCUGAACAAGCACAACUUUUAACUCCCCUUUAUAGCCAAUGAAAGAUGAAUUUUAUAGGUUUUACUUCUUUUCCUUUGUCCUCCUUUCUCAUCCCUUUCUCAAUUGGUAAAAUCUGGGUUUUGAUUCUACUUUAUUUUUUUCUCACCUUUUUCCCCAGUUUUAGUUAUUUGUAGCUUAUUUGUGGACCACAAUUUUAUUCUAGUUAAACAAAUUAAUUUUUCGUAGUCAAUUCUAUUUUCUCCAGUUCUGUUAUUACUGUAUUGUUGACAUCCUUACUGUUAUUAAUGAUUUUUUUCUUUAAUGAGCAGCUGGGCAUAUAGGAUUUCACAAGUAUUUUUCCAUAUCCAAAUACUCCUUUUCAUCUCUGUUUUUGAGUGUGCUCACUGCA